Zasmidium cellare ATCC 36951 is the source of this 1557-nucleotide messenger RNA. RefSeq lists its product as uncharacterized. The transcript has 4 exons. Bases 1 to 1557 code for a protein of 518 amino acids. Gene Ontology annotation, molecular function: iron ion binding; heme binding; monooxygenase activity. NCBI's taxonomy places the organism in Eukaryota, Fungi, Ascomycota, Dothideomycetes, Mycosphaerellales, Mycosphaerellaceae. The record is from RefSeq and is a predicted model, not a curated record.
AUGGCGCACUUACUCUUUGACAGCAAUUCUAUCGAUGGCAUUCCAAUCUCGCUCCAAGUCGUCAUAGGCGUUUGCGUUCUAUCUUUGCUGGCUGGUGUCUAUACAUUCCUCACUUCUGACCGACCAAUUGCGGGCUUCCCGGUCCUAAGUGUCGAUGGCCUCAAGCCCAAGAUCAGCUGGUACACAAAGGGCAACGAGACUCUAGAAGAGGGUUACAAGAAGUACACUGGCAAACCUUUCCAGGUCGCGACCGGUACAGGACAUCGAAUCAUACUUCCCAACCGUUUCGCGAACGAAGUGCGCAACGACAACCGCCUCUCGCUCAAUGGAGCCUUUGCGCAGGACUUCUUCGCACACUACCCUGGCUUCGAGGCCAUCAAGGUCGUGUUCGAGCAUGAAAGCAACACUCUCAUCCAAGACACCGUCCGCAUCAGGCUGACUCAAAGCCUUGGUCUGAUCACCGGCGAUCUCGUGGAAGAAGCGACCGACGCUGUUCAUGAUAUCUUUGGUGAAGAUGAUCAAUGGAAGAACAUCAACGUCAAGAACCAUGUCAUUGGGCUGGUGGCUCGAAUGUCUUCAAGGACAUUCUUGGGAAAGCCGCUUUGCCGCAACAGACAGUGGCUGGACGUCACAAGCCAAUACUCGAUUGGUGUCUUCCUCGCAUCGAGAGAACUACGCAACGUACCGGUCUUCGCCAGACGCGUGAUGCAAUACUUCAUGCCAAGCUGCACGAAAGUGAGGGAGUUGUACCAGACCGCCAAGGGCCUCAUCACAGCAGAGGUCGAUCGACGAACGAUAGCUGCUCAACAGGCGUUGGCGGCAGGGAAGAAGCCUCCCAAAACCGCUGAUGCCAUCGGCUGGAUGGUCGAGCUGGCCAAGGGGAAGAACUACGACUUGGUCGCUGGACAGCUGUCUCUCUCCGUGGCCGCUGUUCAGACAACCACGGAGGCAAUGACCCACUUGCUAGUGGAUAUAGUUGAGCACGGAGAUAUCAUCCAAGCGCUGAGGGAGGAGAUUAUCGCCGUGUUGCGCGAGCACGGCUGGUCCAAGGUCGCCCUACAUCAAUUGAAGCUCCUCGACAGCGUGAUGAAAGAGUCUCAAAGGAUACAUCGACCUAGAGCAAAUCUAAAUCGCUACGCCAUCGACGAGGUCGUCCUCUCGGACGGCACCAAAAUCCCCAAAGGCAGUCGCCUCCUAGUCGAGACACGCAUGUUCGACCCCGAGCUCUUCCCAGACCCUUACACCUUCAACCCAUAUCGAUUCGUGGAGCUACGAGAGAACAAGGAUCGCGGAAAUGAUUGGCAGUUCGUCACUGUCAAUCCUGAGUUCAUGGCGUUCGGUCUAGGGACGCACGCUUGCCCAGGGAGAUUUUUUGUCGCCAAUGAGAUGAAGAUUGCACUCUGCCAUCUGUUGCUCAAGUACGACUGGCAAUUUGUGCCUGGCAAGAAGCCUGGUCGAUCAUUUGAGAUUGAAGCGAACGUCCUCUUCAACCCAUCCGCCGAGCUACAGAUCAGACGGCGGAAAGAGGAGGUUGAUCUCUCGGUGAUGGGAAGCUGA